This is a messenger RNA of Cynara cardunculus var. scolymus (artichoke), 3279 nucleotides long. Its product is annotated as auxin response factor 19-like. Gene Ontology annotation, molecular function: protein binding; DNA binding. Gene Ontology annotation, biological process: response to hormone; regulation of DNA-templated transcription. The coding region runs from base 1 to 3144 and encodes 1047 amino acids. The transcript has 12 exons. Lineage: Eukaryota; Viridiplantae; Streptophyta; Magnoliopsida; Asterales; Asteraceae. Gene Ontology annotation, cellular component: nucleus. The record is from RefSeq and is a predicted model, not a curated record.
AUGUUGUUCUCAGGUGUGAGGAAGGUAAUGAAUUCGGAGUUAUGGCAUGCCUGUGCUGGGCCAAUGGUCUCCUUGCCUCCUGUUGGAAGUCUGGUGGUGUACUUCCCACAAGGUCACAGUGAGCAAGUUGCGGCAUCUAUGCAGAAGGAUACAGAAAACAUACCUAACUAUCCUAAUCUUCCUUCCAAGCUCAUUUGCAUGCUUCAUAACGUCACAUUACAUGCUGAUGCUGAAACUGAUGAAGUCUAUGCACAGAUGACCCUUCAACCUGUAAAUAAAUAUGACCAGGAAGCAUUACUUAUCUCGGAUAUGGGUCUAAAACAAAACAAGCAACCCUCUGAGUUCUUUUGCAAAACUCUAACAGCUAGUGACACAAGCACCCAUGGUGGAUUCUCUGUACCUCGCCGAGCUGCUGAAAAGAUUUUCCCACCACUUGAUUUCUCAAUGCAACCUCCAGCUCAGGAGUUGGUAGCUAGAGAUUUGCAUGAUCAAUCUUGGACAUUCAGACAUAUUUAUCGAGGCCAACCCAAGAGGCAUCUACUGACAACAGGAUGGAGCAUUUUUGUCAGCUCUAAAAGGCUUUUUGCUGGCGAUGCUGUUCUUUUCGUAAGAGAUGAGAAAUCACAGCUUAUGUUGGGAAUUAGAAGGGCUAACAGACAGCAGCCUGCACUCUCCUCAUCAGUUAUAUCCAGUGACAGCAUGCACAUUGGAAUCCUUGCUGCUGCUGCUCAUGCUGCUGCAAAUAAUAGCCCCUUCACCAUUUUUUACAAUCCUAGGGCCAGUCCUGCUGAGUUUGUGAUACCCCUAGCCAAGUAUAAUAAAGCAAUGUAUACUCAAGUUUCAUUGGGUAUGCGGUUCAGAAUGAUGUUUGAGACUGAGGAGUCGGGAGUUCGUAGAUAUAUGGGAACCAUAACUGGUAUCAGUGAUAUGGAUGGAGUCCGGUGGAAGAAUUCACAAUGGCGUAGUCUUCAGGUUGGAUGGGAUGAAUCAGCAGCUGGUGAGCGUCCUACUCGUGUUUCAGUAUGGGAAGUCGAGCCUGUUGUGACUCCAUUUUACAUGUGUCCACCUCCAUUUUUCCGUCAAAAGUUCCCUCAACAACCAGGAAUGCCAGACGGUGAUACAGAGAUAGAGAAUGCUUACAGAAGAGGGAUGCCUUGGCUUGAAGAAUUGGGUAUGAAGGAUGCCUCCAGUUCAGUCUUCCCUGGCUUGAGUUUGGUCCAGUGGAUGAGCAUGCAGCAGAACCAUCGGUUCCCAUCAAUGCAACCAGGGGUUUUCCCUUCCAUUGUUUCGUCAAAUUCUAUAAAUGGUAGCCUCAGCUUUGACGACCCCUCCAAGCUAUUAAGCUUUCAAUCCCCUAACCUUUCUGUUCCAAGUCCACAGUCAAACAAAGCAAACCAAAAGAACCAACUUGCAAGUCCCCUGCAACAAAUAUCUCCUCCUCCAUGGCCCCAACACCAGCAGCUGUUGCAUUCCGCUCAACAACACCAACUGCAGCAGCAGCAAUCUCAAGAUCAUCAGCAUCAACAGCAACUGUAUCAUCAACAACAGACUUCUAUGUACAGUAAGCUACAGCAACAACAACAACAGAUGCAACACCAUCAGUUGCAACAGCAACAACAACAGCAAAAUCAUCAGCUGCAGCAGAAACAACAACAGCAAAACCAUCAGCUGCAACAACAACAACAGAAACAACAGAUAUCGGGAAACACACAAGCUCUACAAAUCAGUGGCUCAGCCACUAGAACUUUAUCUCAGCCUUUAUCCAUAUCCUUGGAGUCACAGUUUCAGCAUCAAAUGGAACAACAGCAAGGGCAGUUGCGACAACAUAACUUGUUGCUGGGGCAAGCAGCACCACAACAAAGCCUCUCAGAGCAGCAGCAAACACUGCAAGUGCUGCAAAAAUUGCAACAGCAACAGCAACAUCUGUUCUCACCAUCAAGUCAUGUAGAGCCUCAGUUACCCCUACAACAGCAGGUAUUGCCACAAUUUCAGCAAGCCAAACAGCAGUCAUUAUCACAGCAACAACUUAGCAGUAACAGUUUGUCGACAUCCACACUUCUGCAGUCACCUCAGUUUCCUUCAAACCAACUACAGAGUCAAUACAAACCACUGGUGCCAAUAAGAGUUCAUCCUGGUAUUACUGAUGGGGAUGCUCCGUCUUGUUCCACUUCUCCUUCAACAAAUAACUGCCAUAUAACUCCAUCAAACUUGUUGAUCAAGAACCAACAAGGACCAUCUGUUGUUGGGGAUGAUUCCAUGGUUGAUCCUUGUUCUAAGUUUGUUCAUGAUCUUCAAAGUCAAAGUAAAUCUGAUGCAAGAAUCAAACAUGAGUUGAAAGUACCAGAACAACCUAAAUACAAAGGCAUUGCUACUGAACGAUCGGAACCUACUACAUCUGUAACAUCAUACUGCUUGGAUGCUGGUGGCCUUCAACAGAAUUUCUCGAUCCCAAACUUGUGUCUGGAGGGUGAUGUUGUUCAGUCGCAAACAAGGAGCGACGUCUCUUUUGGGGCUAAUAUGGAUAGCCUGCCACCUGAUGCUUUGUUGUCAAGGGGUUUUGAUUCACAAAACUUGAUGUCUAACUACUGUGGCCCCCCUAGAGAUAUCGAGGCCGAGUUGUCAGCUGCUGAGAUAAGUCCACAGUCAUUUGGGAUGCCUGAUAUAUCUUUCAAGCCAGGUUGUUCAAAUGACAUUGCUGGUAACGAUGGUGGUGUUUUAGGAAGUGGGUUGUGGGGUAAUCAGACACAGCGCAUGAGAACAUACACAAAGGUCCAGAAGCGUGGGUCAGUAGGAAGAACCAUUGAUGUGACUCGUUACAAGGGGUAUGAAGAGCUGAGACAUGAUCUGGCUCUCAUGUUUGGUAUUGAAGGUCAACUAGAAGAUGCACAAAGAACAGAGUGGAAACUUGUUUAUGUUGAUCAUGAGAAUGAUAUACUGCUGGUUGGUGAUGAUCCAUGGGAGGAAUUUGUGAGCUGUGUGCAAAGCAUAAAGAUACUGUCAUAUUGUGAAGUACAACAGAUGAGUUUGGAUGGUGAUUUAGGUAACGUGCCGGUGCCGAAUCAAGCCUCGAGUGGGACUGAGAGUGGGAAUCCAUGGAGAGGGCAAUAUGAUCAUGAGAAUUCAGCUGCAUCCUUUAACAGAUAAUUAUGAGGGUGAAUUAAGAGCUUAAUAUCUCUAUUUUUGAUGAGCUCUCUGGGUGGGUAGCUAGGUAGGGUGAAGGUGUAAAGAGAAGCAAGAAAGAUGUAUUAAUCUUGUUAAAUGUAUGAUCAUGAGCAUAUA